GUUUUGUUUGGCUAAUCGUUAUUUCAUCCGUUUAUAUUAUUAUUGUAUACAUAUACAUUAAUUUUGUCCCUGUCUAACCCCCUUUCCACUGCACUAUUCCUCGUUUUGAUCGUCUGUAGACCGCAGUUCGAAGUUCGAACUAUAAAUCCCUUGAUCCCAUUGUACAAUUGUAGUCGCACUGAAAUUCUGUGCCGCUUAAUAUCUCUUCGGCGUCUCCAACACGCGUUUGUUGUAACGUAGGUACGAACGACGCCCAGUGCUUUAAACUUGGCAAAGUGCUAACGUUACUGGUGGCAGUGGCAUGCAACCGUUGGCUUCCUCAGCGCACGUCUUAGCACCUAACAUAUCACCACGACGCGUCGAACCAAGAAGUCGAAACGGAACAACAAGUGAGUUCCGAAUAUUUUCGUGGGCCGCCAAAUUUCGAUGUUAGGUUUUUGUCAUAUCUAUUGUGUUCUCCACUGUUGUCAUUGUUAUUAAAACGAUAUUUAUUCGUGCAAUAUAAUGACAAACCGGUGACGGAUUUGGCUGUUCACCUGGGAAAAACGUUCCUUUUGUUUCUCUUUUCUACUCACCACACGAUGAUAACGCCCGGGGAUUUCACAUUUUAGAUUUCCCGUUAGUGUAGAGUUUUGGCUCAGGGGCAUUUGAAACUUCAAAAGUUCUUAUCAACGACCGAUGUCUUGUGAUUAAAGAUAAUACCCAUCAUCUUGUUUAUUUUAGAUUUUAUUAUUCACAAUGAUUAUUUGGGCCCCAUAGUUUUUAUGAAGGCGAAAGAAAAGAUUAUUCUAUGAUUAUUCAUAAAUUUUUUUUUCAAGUAUUUGUUAUUUAGUAUAUUAUUACUUUUAUCAUUUUUCUGCGCAUAUACUAUAUACUUAGUUUGCUUAUUGAAUGUGAUCAAAUAAUAUAUGGGAAUCAAUUUUGUUUCUAAAAUUUUCUUUUUCCUUUUUAUUUUUAACACAAAAUAUAAUUUAAGCGUAAUAUAUUAUAAUAUGUAAAAGUGUAAUAGUGUUAUGUAUAUAUUUUAAAUGUAUUGACAGAUAAUUUAAUAUUAUAUAUUUAUUAAUUAUAUUCUACUAAGAACUAAAUCUUUUAAUUUUAACAGUUUUAUUUUAGGUUUUUAAUUUUUUUUUUUCUAGUUAAUUUUUGAUUUUGAACCUCCCAGUAUCAAUUAAUUUUAACCAUAUAAGGUGCGUUAAUACUAGUUUAGGUAUUUUAUACCUAACUGAGUCCCUAAAAUUGUAUACCUAUGUGUAUAAUACUGUAUUUUAAUUAUUCUCUUUCUAAGAAAAUUUACCUUUAAUUAUAUGAUUUUAAAGUUUAAAAAUAAAAAUUAGGCUUUCGUUUUAUCCUUUUCAUUGAUUACUAAUAAUUUUAUAGAAUCUUUAUAUCUAUUUUUACAUUUAUAAUAAAACAUUUAUUCUUUUUAUUAUUUACUUUUAAGAUAAACAAUGAGAAACAGGAACAGAAAUAGAAAUAUUUCGAGUCAAUCUGAUCAAUCAGACGAUGAUCAAAUUUUUACACCAGUAGUUGACACCAGGUAAACAUAUAUACCUAACCUUGUACCUACUUAUAUAAAAUAUAUACUUAUAAUUUGUAUUAAUGAGCCUUCCAUAUAAGUAUCAUAUAUAAUAAUAAUAACAACUACAUGUGAUUAUAUUCUAAUUAAUAUGGGAAUAAAAAUAAAAUGUAAAGAUAUCUAGGUAUCUACCUAUUUAUUAACAUGACCUUAGUUAUAUAAAAUAAUUAAGAAAAAUGUAUGGGUGAGUUUAAAUAUUGAUUUAAAACUGACAUAAGUAAAUAAAAUAAAUUACUUGUUAAUAUAACAAGUAGUAAUCAGUAUAACAAGCUUACUAAUUGUUAUAUAUUAUUUACUCUUUAAGGUCUAAAUUUUCAUCUCUGAGUCAUACACGUAGAAGUAGUCAUCGGCACCAAGAAGAUGAUUCAAACCACGUUGGUAAAAGAUGCUAAUUCAUUAUGAAAUAAUACCAGAUAGUAUAAAUAAUAUAGUUUAAUUUUUAAUAUACAGAAGGAACUAGAAAAAGUACUAGGAAACGUAAAUUAAAAUAUGAAAAUUAUAGUGAUACUUGGAUUGUAGGCACUCAAGCUCUUAAAGGUUAUCCAAAUAUGGUAAAUGAAGAAACUGAUGGUAAGUUUUUUUCUAUUUCAAUAGAUUUUGUUUAAAUUUGUAACUACUCAUGUUAGAACCUAACAUCCACAAAUCUAUGUUUCCAUAAUUAGUUCCACGGAGAGUUACUAAAAGUACAAGAUUAAAACCAGAAGUAGAUUAUGAUGAAGAUGAUGAAGAGGAUGAUGAUGACGAUGAUGAUGAUGAUGAUGAUGCUGAUGCUGAUGCUGAUGCUGAUGCUGAUGCUGAUGCUGAUGUUGCUAAUGCUAAUGAACAAGUAGACAUAGAAAAAAAACAAACCAAUGUAUCAUCACAGAGUAAUAGUUCUAAACAAGAAGAGAAAAAUAAUUUGUCUAUUAUAGCAGAGGCUAGUGAUAGUCGUCCUAGAACCAGAAGAGCUGUGGCUGAAGCAAGUGAUAAGUCAAUUGGUCAACAUGAUGAUAAUUUAUAUACUCGAAUCAAACGUACACGCAGACAAAUUCAGCCUAAACCCAAUAGUAUGUAUAACUGUGUAGAUAAUUUGUAUCAUAAUAAUUGUGGUACUUAUUUUUGUUUUUUUUUUUUUUGCAGCUGCUACAGAACAAAGCAGUGAUGGAUCCAUGAGUUCUGAAGAGCUAAAUAAUUUGACUAAUUUUGAUGAUUAUUUAACUUCCAUUAAAAAGAAGCUAACUGUAAAAAAAAAAAAAAGAAAUACUUUACGAUUUAGAAAGUGUACCAUUCGAGAAUCUACUAAUGGGCCUAAUAGAUAUUAUAGGUACAGUUUACGUAAAGUUAAGCCUGUUGUCCAAAGAUUUCAAAUACAUACUGAAAAAAAUACAAGUGAGUUAAAAUAAACUUUUAUUUUUGUGGAUUAUGCGCAAAAUAUUUAUGUAGAGUUUUUACUUAAUAAUGUGGAUUGGUUAACUGUAGUUCGUUUAAAAAAAAUAAAAGAGUUAUUGUUACAACUAUUACAACCUCCAUUUGAUAACAUGGACUUAUUUCUUUAAAUUCUUGUAAUGCUUAUAUUUUGCUGAUAACAAAACUUAUGUUUUAAUAUUUUAUAAUAGUAUUUCUUCUAUCUUGUAGUGAUGCCUGAAUAUCUGAAUUCUCUAUUAUUUUUAGAAAAAGUGCUUUAAAAAAGUCAUUGUAUUGUUGAAACAAAUUAUUAUAAUUAUUGACCACUAUUCAGUUUUAUCAGAGCAACUACCUAUUGAUAAUAAUAUAGCUAUAUUUUACUCUAUUUUAAAUUUUUAAAGCUAUAUUAAAAAUUAAAAAAUAUUUGUUAGAAAAUAAGGACUAAUAGAUAAUAAAAAAGAAUAGCCAUACUGUCAUUAAAAGAACAAUAUUAAGGCUAUUCAAUAUUUAUAUUUCAAACUGAUUGAGUUAUUAAUGACUAAUGAUUAGUAUAGGUCAUUGAUAUCAAUGAUGUGAAUCUAGGUAGGCAUCGGAAAACUAUGUGACACUACCAUAUUGUUAAAAAGUAACCUACUUUUUUUAUACAUCAUGUAUAUUCAUAAAAUAAUAAAUAAUAUUCUUUAAUUAAAAGUAUUAAGUAGUACAAUUAGUAUUAGGACAGUAUUACUAUAAAAUUUAAAAAGUUUUAUUAAAUAGUUUAAUUUAAAUUUAAAAUAUAAUAAUAAGUUGAACUUGUUAAUUACAAUAUACUAAUUGAAUGCCAUUCAAAAAAUAGACAAAAAAAAGAUCUCUAGUAUUAAUAUGUAACAAAGACCAAACUACUCCAAUCUGUCAUCUUUAGGACUAGGGUAUGUCGGAACUAUAAAAAGGUUGGACUAUCAGAAUAUACAAACAAUUGUAUUUACAUAUGUAUUUACUAAACAUUUGAAUGUUAGCAUUAUACAAAUGUAAGUAAUAUAAGUAUAUACAUGGUCGAAAAUAUACGAGAGAGGACAGAGUUGCUAAAGCAGACAAGCAAUAAGGGAAUUAGUAAACUGCCAAUUAAUUUUAUAUAGUAUUUAGUUACUAUAAAUUUGAAAGUCCAAAUGUAUUUUUAAAGUAUUCAUAUCGAUAAUACUAUAGUUGGAUCAACUGGAAUGACAGACUAUAGUCUGGUCAGUAAAAGAACGUUACACUGGGCGGUGACCAAACCUCGUCUGUUCCCGCGCAUUCCUAUAGCGAGUAGGUAGUUGAGUGGGAGAAAUUUGGGCACAAAACUGUGGAGCUUGUUCAUUUAGAUGCACAUAGAAGUAGCGUUCUCUCAUAGGCCCGAAGAGCAUUUAAAACAAGUUGUAUUAUGUGAAAUUAAGGUUUUUUUUUUUAGCUGGGAUGUAAUUCUUAAGUACUAAUUUAAAAAAAAAAAAAAAAUUGGAUUGUCAUUUUAGUUUUACUUGUCAUCCUCACCCUGCAAAUUAAUAAGUACCCGUGAUUGAGUGUUGAACCGGCGAUAGUGAGCUCCAAACACUAAGCCUUACUCACCUUUUUACUCCUCUUUUUGAUUAAUAAUGUCAUUUAUUUAUUGUUGCACAAUUAUUUUAGUAGUUGUAUCUUAUUCUCUUUAAUUUUGUACAUAUUUCUGAUAUAUUUAUUCAUAUAUUUACCGAAAUAGUUUUUAUUGUUAAUUAAGCUAAUAUAUAUUAAUAUAAGCUUUCUAUUAUUUACAGGAGCUGUAAAAAAUCCUUCAAAAAUGGUAAAUGGUCCACGAAAACGUCGUGUUUCAUCUUCUUCUGGAUCUAGUUCCACUAGUUUGUCUGAUAAUGAUCUUGUAGAAACUUCAGUCAAUCAAACUCAAGUAAUAAAAAAACCCAAAGGUCAUACUAGAGAUGAAAAAAAUAAAAAAAAAACAUCCCUAGAAGAUAUAAAGCCAGUUGUUGUAGAUAGUGGUAUCGGUUUCCAUAAUGUUGGUGGUUUGCAAGGACAUAUUGACUGUCUUCGUGAAAUGGUUGUUUUUCCUAUGGUUUAUAGAGAUGUAUUUCAAAUGUUUGACCAACAUCCUGCUAAAGGAGUGAUUUUCCAUGGGCCACCUGGAACAGGCAAAACAUUACUUGCAAGAGCAUUAGCAAAUGAAUGUGGCACUGGAGACCAGAAAGUAUCAUUUUUUGUACGUAAAAGUGCAGAUAUAUUAUGCAAAUGGGUUGGUGAAUCAGAAAGACAACUUAAACUUCUUUUUGAAAAGGUAAAGUUUAUUUGAAAAUAAUUCGUUUAAAAUUAAAACAUUUUUUACCACUAUUAUUAGAAAUUGGUUUUUUUAUAAUUUAAACCUAUUAACUUAUUUAUUUUUCCUGAAAACUGUUAAUAUAAUAAUUAGAAACACUAGAUAUCUUUAUACUAUAUUACAUGAGAGGUAUGCCACACUAUAAUAAAAAUUAUAAUAUAAUUAUAUAUUAAUAAUCUUGAUUAAUUACUGGUAUCCUGACGUCCAAUAUUAGCCGUUCUCAAACACAUAUUUAUACUGCUAGUUUAGUCGUAAAGAGGAGAAAAUGGUGUAUUACAAAUUUGCAGACAUGUUCAGCUUAUAUGUGCAGAUCUGGCCUACUUUUUCAUAGAAUAGUAUAUGUAGUCAUAAUAUUUGAAAUUUUUUUUUUUUUUAAUUUUACUUAUAUAAUAGACAUUUUUAGAAUAAUUUUUUUAAUGUAUGUAGUUAUGCCAAAUAAAAAGUAUUUUUUUUUUUUUUACACCAAUGUAUUACUUAUCUGAUUACAAUUGGUAAUUUUAAAACUAAAUAAACAUAGUUAAUUGAACUUGAAUUAUUAAAUUGUAAUUGUAAAACAAAAAUAUAACUAUUUAAGUUAUUUUUCAGGCAAAAGAAAUGAAACCAGCUAUUAUAUUCUUUGAUGAACUUGAUGGUUUGGUGCCAGUACGUUCUGGUAAACAAGAUCAAGUUCAUAAUAGUAUUGUAACUACUAUGUUAGCAAUGAUGGAUGGAUUAGAAAACCGUGGUGAUGUCAUUGUUAUUGGCGCUACAAAUCGUAUAGAUUCUAUUGAUCCAGCUCUCAGAAGACCCGGACGAUUUGAUAAAGAACUUUAUUUUCCUCUUCCGACAGACAAAGUAACAUUAAAUAAUUUUAAGCAAGUUUAAAUAAUGUACAAAUUAUAUAUAUUUUUUUAUAUAUAUUUAUCUAGGACAGGCUAAAAAUAUUGCGAAUUUUUAUUAGCAAAUGGAAAAAUGUCCCAACUGAUGAAGUGUUAUUAAAACUAGCUGAAGAAACUGUUGGUUAUACGGGUGCAGAUUUGAAUUCCUUGUGUUCUGAAUCAGUAUUGCAAGCAUUAAAUCGUACAUAUCCUCAGAUUUAUAAAACAUCAAAGAGGCUACUUUUGGACACAAACAAAAUUGAGGUAUGUUUGAUUAUUUUUAAUAGCAUAAUAUUUUAACUAUCCAUAAACCUAGAUCAUAAAACAUUUUUAAAUGAAUAAAAUACAAAAUUCAAAUCUAGUUAAUCUAAAACCAUAAAUUUCAAAAUUUACUAGUUUAUAGAAAUGUACUUAAAUGUAUUUAAAAAUAUAUAAUAUCUAUUUAAAACAUUUAAUGAAUGAGUAACUUUUAAUCUUUUAUUUGAUUAAAUAAUUAAUAUUAAACAAUUAAUGUUCAGUGAGGUAACAAUGUAUUUUAAAUAUUCAAUGUUCAUCUAAUUUAAAAUUAACUUUUUUUGUUUAUGUAUGUAUAAUAAUCGUUGCAUUACUCAGAUUAAAAGCUCCCACAUAUUUGUCGACAUUUUUUCAUUCAUUUAUUUCACCAUUAUCAAAUAAUAUUUAACAAUAAAAAUAAAAGAAUAUAAAAUGGGCAUAAUGAUAUCCCUGUGAAAUGCGUAGUUUAUGUUUGGAGUGAGUGUGUUCAAAAAAAGUUAAAUAUGAUUAACUUAAUUGUCUAAAAAAUUUGUAUAGAUAAUAUAAAUAAAAUAAUAUAUAAGAACAUCAUUAAAUUAAUUGAAACUAAAAAAAAUAAUACAGUGGUUCUCAAUCAAAAUAGUGUAUGAUCAGGUAGUAUAUUUUGAAUUGUUCAUUGAAUAUGUUCACUAAUCAAUAAUAAACUAUCAAAUUUGUUAUUUUUAGACUUUGUGCAUGAUAGAAAUCACAUCACAAUUUGUUAUUAUUAUUUUUUGUUUUUAUAAUGUUAAGUACUACUCGAAAACAUUCUUGUCAAUAACUAAUAAAUAGGUAAUUGGGAUACUUAUUAGAACAAGGGCCCAAUUCUGUUUUAUUUUUAAAAAAAAAACUUUAAAACUUUUAACAAAUUUGUAAGGUCAAACUAAUAUUAUAAAUUGAAUGAACCCACUUAAUAGUUAAACAUUAGGCUAAAUUCUAAAGUUUUUCAUAAAAGAAAAAAAAAUAUACUAAGAAAAAUAUUUCUUUUAUGUCCUAAACUCUAGCCUUAAAAUUUAAAUAUACCAUAUUUUUUUUUCAUCAUUAUACUUAUAGACUACUUAAGUAUUAGUGUUUUAACAUUUUUAUAUUUACUAAGAUAUGCAAUUAUUUUAUUAGUAGAAUCUAUUUUUAUUUUAUUUUAAUAUUUAAAAUAAAGAGCUAAUACAGAAAAAAAAAAACAUCAACUGUUAAGCUUAACGAAUUAUCAGCCAUUGCUGAAAGUCUGUAGAAAGAGUAAGAUAAAUAGUUAUUAAUUUAUAUUUGUAUGCAAAAAUAAAUUAUUGCUAAUGAAUAACGAUGCCUUCGCAUAUGUUUUGAAAUGAUUACUUUUUUAUGUUUACAUUAAAAUUAGAACUUAUAAUGCUUGUUAGAAAAAAAAUGACUACAUUUUGCUCAACUUUUUUGUUACUAAGUACCUACAACUUUUAAUAAAUCUUGUUUUAUAUUUUCAAGCAUUUCUCUUUGGCCAAACCAUUUUAUCCACAUAAACCAAAUGAAACUAAAAACUUUAAAAUGUUUUGCUCAAAAAUUAUUAGAAUGUUUUGAAAAUUGUAUCAUUUCUAGAAAUAAGUACUAUUAUUCUCUGAAAAAUCUUAAGUCUCUAUGAUUAUUUAUUUUUACUCAAAUUACAAAAAAACACAAUAUUUAAAAUAAUUAAAAUUGUUAUUGCAUACUUUUUCCCAAACUUGAAGGUAAAUCAAAAAAAAAAAACGAAUUGCCCCAACUAGACCACUAACUGGACAAACAUUUUUUAUUAGAAAAGAUGCGUAUAGUUAGACACAUAGUAAAACUAAUAAAUUCCUUGCUAUGCUCACAGUCUAAUGUACAAGAACUAGUAUUUUUGAUACUGCUAAUCAUUAUAGAUACAUUUUCUCAGAUUUGGUUUGUAAGAAAAUGUCUUUGUUUUAUAUAAAAAUAAACCUUUCCUAUUCCUUUUCUUCAUAUUGUAAAGCUUAAUGGUUAAACAUUUAGAUGAAGAAGAUAUGAAUGAUUUACUAAAAAUAUCAAUGAAAUAAAUUAUAAAAUAUUAACUUGUUAAAUGCAAAUUAUUUAAAGAACCAUGAAAUAAUAAUAGUAUAAACACUAAACUACUUUGUUACACUUCAGACUAAAGUUGGAUAUUUAUCAAGAAAUAAUGUAUUAAUUUAUGUAUUUGGAACUAUAAGAAAAAUUACUAUUUUUCAUAAAACUAAGUAAUAUUAACAAAAUUAAUUAAAAAAUGCUAAGCUUGUUUAUCUUGUAGAUUGUUUUUGAAAACUAAAAUGUAAAGUAAGUAGUUUAAAGUAAAAUGAAUUUUUUUAAACCAAUAUUUUCGAAGAAAGAUGUCCAUAAUAUCUCUGGAGUGUAAAAAAUAGUUUAAAUAUCUGGUUUUAAACUGAUAUUGGUUAAUUUCAAUAACAACUCAUGGUUUUCGAUUUUGGAUAUAGGAUCAGGUAUCAGGUUUAUAUCAGUAGCAAAUAUCGGAUAUUGGAAAAAAAUUAAUCACUAGUUAAACAAAUAACACACAAAUCUAAACAUUUUGGAUGUCUUUUCAAAAUAAAAUCCCUGUGGUAAGUGAAAAAUGAAUAAAUAUCUUACUACCAUUUUCUCAUCGAAAAUGUACGAAUAUUGGUUUUUUUCAACAUAUUAUGAAAUAACUACAUGAUGAAUUAUGUCAUUCAUCCAGUAAUAUUUUCCAACUGUGCUUAGGUUAUGAAGGUCUUGAAUAUCCUUGAUAUUAUAUGUGUUAUAAAUUAAGGAUUUUUUUUUCUAAACCGUUCUUUGCUGUAAAUAUUUUUGUUGAUUUAGUAUUUUGUAGUGUAAACAAAAAUUAAGAACCACUGUAUUAGUAUAUUGCUGUUCUAAAAUGGUUUGGAAUGUUUAUUUCAGUUUGUUCAAUACAUGUUAUCUCCCAGAGAUUUGAUAAAUGCAAUAACUUUUGUUCUGUUUAAUAUUUUAAGUUUUAUUAUAUUUUAUUUUUUUAAAACAUUUCAAUUUUUUCAAUAAAAUCCAAGAAGGCUGUUUUAUACAAUUAAUUUAAAUUGUUUUUAUCACCACUACUUAUACAUAAUUAACCCUACAGUGUAUGUGUAAUAUUGAUUACAAUAUGAUUACACACACAUGGUCAUUUUGACCGGGUACUUAUAAUCUACCCAAUUUUCUUCAAUAAUCUACUAAAUCAAUUGAAAAAUAAUAUAUGUUUAUAGAGCAAUAUAAUGCAUAACUUGAAGAGAAAUAAUAAAAUUACCGGGUUAUUUAGACAUGGGCACAUGAAAUGCAGGGAUAAUAAAUAAUAAUAAUGUACUAUGAGUACUUUUUUGUGGAAAAAAUGACUAAUAAAUAUUGGUAUUUCAUAUUAUUUACUAACAGCAAUGAAAACAAUUUAAACUAUUGCAAACUUCAAAAGAUUUUAAGAAAAUGAAUGACUCGCCAUUAGUAAACAUUUGUAAUAUUAACAUUUUGUUUCAUAAUAAAUUAAUAAAAUGGUUAUCUUAGAUUUUGUAAAAUAUAAGUUAUUAUUACAAUAAUAUAAAACUUAAAAAAUAUUUAACAGAACAAAAGUUAUAACAUUUGUCAAUCUAUAAAAUUCUUUUAAAACCUGUGGAUUUAUUUCAAUUUUUUAUAAAGUAUCUUAAACAAAUAGAUAAAAAUAGUUAAAUAAAAUUAUGUAUAUUAGUACAAUAUUCUAAUAAAAUAUAUUAUACAUUUUAGGUAAAAAUGGAAGAUUUUGAAAAAGCAAUGAGCAAAAUUGUGCCAACUACAGAACGCAAUAUUGUACUUAAUCCUAAAAAACUUCCAGCUAUUUACCAUCCAUUAUAUGAAAAUACUCUGAAAAACUUAAUAGUCUUAUUAAGUCAAAUAUUACCUGAACUUAAUUUACAACCAAAUCAAAGGUAAUAAAUAAUUUGAAAUAAAACUCAGUAUGUCUAUGGUUUAUCACGUAGAUUGUAAAUAUAAUUUUAAACAUUUUCAUAUUUGAUUUAUAUUAUAAUUUUAUUAGUUUUUACAUAACUCAAUUAGGUGCCUUUCUCCUCUCCAUUCUAUAUUUAUUCUCCAAGAAAAUAGUAUUUACAACACAUUGUUAUUACAAUAUUUCUAUUAAAACUAGCCAUCAGUUAAUAACUAAUAUAAAUUAGUACAUCAAUUUUCAUUUACAAAAGUUCAUGUCAUCUAUUUCAUUGUUAAUACAAAAUAAAUUUGUACAAACAAAAUUCUACUAUAGCUUAUAUGUUAAAUUAGAUAGUUGCCCAUUGACAGACAUUUUUAAAAACUAAAUUUAAAUAAUAACAUUUAUUAUAUAUAAUCUAAUUUUAAUUAUCAUAUUUUAUUAUAAUGUGUUAUAUAUUCAUUUGUUUAUUUUUAUAUUAGACUGAGAGUUGCAAAUGCUCCUCGCUUACUAGUGCACAGCCUUUCAAAUUCAAAAAAUGUCUUAGUUAUUCCAGCUCUUUUGCAACACUUUGAAAAUUGUUAUAGACAUACACUAAGCUGUGUAACAUUAUACUGCAAUUCAACAUAUUCUCCUGAAGAAGCUAUUUUACAGGUUAUAAUAAUAUGUGAUUAUUAGGAAUAAAUACUGAACUAAUUGCAAUUUAACAGUUUUGAAUUCAAUAGUUCAUUGUGGUUUUUUUUAUGUUAAGUAAUUUAUGUAUGUGAAUGCUUUAAUUUGUUAUUUUAUUUCAUUUUUCAGAUUUUUAAAGAACUUCCUAAACAUCUUCCUGCAAUUUUAUUUAUUCCCAAUAUUGGUGAAUUUUGGUCUAGCUUAUCUUUUCAUUUACAAAGGUUAUUUUUAGAGUUAUUAAAUUCAAUGGAUAUUACUCUUCCUAUAUUGAUAUUUGCAACAUCACUUUAUGAUACCACAGAUUUGCCAAACGAAGUAAUAAAUAUCUUAAAUUAUUAAUUAAACUAUCAUUAUUAUAAGAUUUAUUUUUAACUUAUUUAUAGGUAUUAAAUUUAUUUGUUGGUGAAAAAGUAAAAUAUUGUAUUCCGAAUCCAUCUGAAAAAGAUGUUUACUCAUUAUAUUUGUCAUUACUUGAUAAAGCACUUACGCCACCAAUAAUAAUUGAUCAACAAUCAUUAGAAGAAUUACCAAUUGCUCCACCACCUAGUUCUCCAAAAUUAAGUGAAACUGAGUUAAAAAAUAUAAUUUGUCAAGAAGAAAACACAUUGAGAGAACUUAGAAUAUUUUUACGAGAUAUUUGUGCUAAACUUGCUCGCAACAAACAGUACGUCGUUUUUAGAUACUAAAUCACAAUAAAUAAAAAUAAUCUAUUUGACAACAAAAUCAUAUUAAGCAUAUAUUAUAACAUAAGUCUGAGACUACUUUAUUAUUACAAUAAUAAACAUUUGUAAAUAAAAUGUAUUCAAAAUUAUAUUAUAUUAUAUAAGCUAAUUUAUCAUAAUGUAAUAAUUAGUAAACUCAAAAAAAUUGAUGUUACAGAUCUGUUUCUGUCAUAGCUUCAUUCUUACUUGACUGAUUGUACUCAAAUGCUAAAAAAAAGUAGUUCAAUUUCUAAUAUAGUCUUCAUAUCAUCUAGAGUACUUUAGGGAAUACACUUGUUGUCAUUUUACUGUUUUUAAUAUUUAUAAACGAUGUAAGGAGUGUUUUCAGAUAUUGUAGUUAUUCACUCUUUGCUAAAGUUUAAUUUGCCUGUGUCAUCAAUUUAGGAUACCAACAACCUACAAUCAGAUCUUAACAUUUUGAUUAACUGGUUCAUAGUUAAAGGCCUUUAAAUAUUAUUAAAUGUGUUAAUAUUUCUUGUCGCUAUAAGUGGAAUUUAAAUACAUUAUAUGCAAUGGGAAAAUUAUACAGGUGGCUCAAGUUUGUGGCUUAGGAUCAAUCUUUCUAAAGGACAUUUGUUUAAAUUUAAUAAUAUAAACUGUUUUAUUGUACUUUACUGUGCAUUAGUGAGGUUUGUUUUAGAAUUUUGGUCUUUGGUCUUAAACCUAUCUCAGUUUGGUCAAAUAAAAAAAUUAAAAAGCUAUAAUGAUGUUUCAUACACAUGUUUGGGUAUGAAAUAGGCUUUAAAGAUAUGUUCUCCUCUAAUAUAGCUAUCAAAUAGUCUAGUGUCAUUAGUUACUCAUUGGCAGUAUUCUGAUAUUGUAUUCAUAUACAAGUUAAAAAAUGGUAUAAAAAAUUGUCCCGAGUUACUGUAAAAAAUUUUAGAGUCUCUUUUUUUGAUUUAACUACUUUUCACAGUAAUAAGAAAUUAUUUAAAUAAUAAAUAAUAAUGUCGUUUGUCUAAGUUUUGUAAUAAGCUAAUUAAUUUGUAUUUUUAUUUCAACUCAAUAACCAAACGAAAAUUGUUUUUAUUUAAUUAUUAAUACUUGCUUUUAUAACAGUAUCUGUGUUAAGAUAAGAAUAAGUAUAAUAAUUAACCCUCUUAGACCUUGUAGGUUUUAAUUAUUAUUAAAUUAACAAAUUUCCACAUUAAAUUUAACUAUCAUAUAUUUUGAAUAGAAAUAAAUUAAAAAUGUCUAAUAUAAAUAUAGUAACUUAUGCCCAGUACAAUUAAUUUUGUAUUUCAAUCAUUUAAUAUAAAUUAAGGAGCUUUUAUAUUUGUUUAGAUUUUUCUUAUUUACAAAACCUGUUGAUAUUGAAGAAGUGCCAGAUUAUUUAGAAAUUAUUAAAGAACCUAUGGAUUUAGAAACUGUAAUGAGCAAGAUUGAUAAACAUUGUUAUAUUUGUGCAAAAGACUUUUUAUCGGAUAUUGAUCUCAUUGUAAGAAAUGCUUUGGAAUAUAACCCUGAUAAAAGUGCAGAAGAUAAGCAUAUAAGACAUAGAGCGUGCUCUUUAAGAGAUAAGGCAUAUGCAUUUAUCAAAGCAGAAAUGGACUCUGAUUUUGAAGAUAACUGCCAAGAUAUAAGAGAAAAGCGUAAAAAGCGUAAUGCUACAGAGAUUGAACAAACAUGUGUUCCUGAUUUUGUACAUACUAUUAAAAAAGAACAGAUAGCAGAUAAAGAUGGUAAAUUAAUAUUUUUAAUGAUAAUAUCUAUAAAAUUAUUUUUAUUAUAUUUUAAAUAAAAUGUAUUUAUUUUGUAUUUAUGUAUAUUUCUUUAAACACUUUUUACUUGAGUUUAUAGUGUUAAUUAUGUAUCUAAAGUUUUUAAUUUAUCUAAUUGUACCUAUUAGUUACAUAUUUGAUAAUAAUAGAACACAGGGGAGUUGAAUAAGUUUUGAACUCUUAAUACAGCAUAUCCAUAAUAGUUUGUCUAUUUCUGGACCAAGAUAUUCAUUUAAAUUUUAUUUUAUAAAUAUUUACUGCAAUUUUACUUUAUAUUUUUAUUGUCUGGUUAGCAUUAUAACAGUAGUAUUAAGUUUUUUACACUGUGGAAUUUUAUUUUAAUAUUUUACUAUUUAUAUAUUAUAUUCCUUUAUAAAAAAAUCAAUUUUCAAAACUGCUAUAUUAUAUCUAAUUUUUAUCUAUGCAUAUUUAAUAUAAAUAGUAAUUGAUACUGUAUUUAAAAGUUCUUAUAUACAGUGUGUUUGAUUUUUCAGGUAAGACUAAAUAUUUUGGGUGGAUAAUCUAAGAUUUGAAUUCUGUUUUUGGGAGAUUGCUACUGAAAUCUACACUUUAAUUUUUAAUACUUUUGGCGCAUGUAUGUGCAAUAAAAUAAUUUUUAAUAGCAAUACUUAUUUUUUACCCUGGACUGGUCUACGCUUUUCAAGCAACUUUGUUCAAAAUAUUUUUAACUCCAUAAUUCCUUGAGAUACAGCUAUCUGAAUUUGAUUAAAAAUUACGAUUUUAAAAUGACUAAUACUAAAGAAAUUUGAUUACUAAUAAUUAUAUGUAAAUAUAGCAUACAUAAUAACAUAUGUUAAAUCUUUUUGAAAAAUGUAUAACAAAAUCAUAUUUUUCAACUAACUUCAGAUGGUUGUAUGACAAGUUAUUUUUUAAAUAAAAAGUUACUUGAAAAAAAUAAGACUAAUCGAAUCUAAAAUUUGUCAAAAAUAACUGUUACUAUAUAAAUUACUUAUGUAUUGUGCAUGCGCACAUCAAGGGUUAAAAAUUUGAAAUUUGUUAUAAUCCUACUACCUUCUAAAAAUAGAAUUCAAAUCCAAAGUCAUCUGGCCGAAUUAUUGAGUGUUAUAUGGAAACACUUAAUUGCAUAUGUUACAUUUUCCUUUCCCUAAAUUGUGUUAAAGUUGAAAUUGUGUAUUUUUCAGAUAAUCUUGAAGAUAAUAGUGCCAGAAAAAAAAAGCGCCGUAAUAUGUGGCAAAAAGGAUUAUUAACUCCGAAGAAGAAGAAAUACUCAAAAAACACCAAAGUAUACUAUAAUAAAUUUAUGAUUUCAUGUAAUAAUAUGUUUACUAAAUUGAUCACAUUGUUAUGAUUUUUAAUGAUUCAGGAUCAUGAAGAGAGUACAGUAAACAACAGUUUUUCAACACUUAAUGGAUUUGAAACUAGUGAGUGAAAACAUAAUUUUUUCUUUAAUCAAAUUAAUAAUAAACCAUUAUUUUAUAAAACUGAAUUUUUUUUAACCACUCAUUAAAAAUCAAUAAGUUGCUGAUUUAUUAUUGCAUUACUUUUAACAAUCUGAUUGAUAUUCACAAUAAUAUUGAGGUAUACUAUUUCACAUCAACUAUUUUAUUUAUAAAAUGUUUUGAAUAUUAUUUUCAACUAUUAAAUGAUAAUGAAAUAUAUAAUAUUUGAGUACUAAAUUAUAAUCAAUAACUAAACACUAUUUAUUUGUUUUUCACAGUUAAUGGAAUUGAUGAAAGCAGCAAUGAUAGCACAAUGUGUGUAGAUCGGUCACGUUCUCCUAGCCUUAUACCAAAUGACAAAAAUGAUUUAGGUUAGUAUUAAAUAUAAUAAUGUAUAUAAUAUAAUAACUUUGUUUAUUAUUUAUAACUAAACGUUCUGAAAUAUGUAUACAAAAUGAAGCCCUGAAUACUAUAUUAAUUGACCAAAAAACCAUUUUCGAUUAGCUAUAUAUUAUAUUAAUUGUUUUUAAUUUUGACUUUUGUGUUUAAUUUAUUUAUUUUUCAUAGAUCCAUCUCAAACUUGUAAAGACCUUAAGAUUGAUGAAAAUAUAGUCAGUGACUUUUUUACCAAAGAUGUAAUGGCAUUUUGGAAUGAAAGAUUAUGUCAAGAUAGUUUAUGUAUUGAUGAUGACAUAAUUAAAUUGUUCUCAACAUUUCAUAGCAAAAUUAACCAGUAUUUACAAAAAUGGGAUCGAUCAGCUCUAAUCAUGGUAAUUAUAAGUAAUGAUAGGUCGAACUGUUUGAAUCUCGAAUCGAAUCGUACUAUUUAGUAUCUAAUACCGUUUGAGAAUUGAACUUUGAAGUAUUUGUCGACCUGAUUAUAAAAAUUCAAAUUCAAAUUUAAUUCACGCUCUGCCAUUUUUGUUAUCAUCAAAUAUUUGAUUGAGAAGGGUAUAUAUGCAAUAAUUUUGUAUAUUUUAACCAUGAGUAUUGUCAUGAAAUCUGAAAAAUAUAUUUUUAAUUUAGGAAAACCAAUAAGUAACAAUAUUUCACCAGUUACAUCAUUAUCUUGUUAAAAACAUUAAAAUCCUGUUACAUUAUAUAGAUAAGUUUAAUUUCUAUAAUGUACUUUGUUCAUUCGGUUACAUCUAUAAUUUACUAUAGUUUAUAUAAUUUGCAAGUUAUUGUAUAAGUUAUAUAGGGUAAUAUAAUUUCCAUUGUAUUUCUUUUUGUCCUAUAUAGACUUAUAAAUAAAAAGUAAUUGAAAUUCUAGUUGAUUUACAUUUUAUAUCUAUAUGGAAAAAAUUCAAGUUUGAGUUCGACUAAAAAGUAUAAAAGUUUGGUGUUCGGUUUAGUUCAGGUUUGAAAAAUAUUGUCAAAGUUCAGUUUGAUGUCAAGGUUAGGUUAUGUUAAGUUACGAAAAUCAGGGUUUGACCAAUUACUAAUUAUAAGUAAUAAUAUAAUUUAAUUCAAAUUCAACAUUGUUCAUCAGAAUUUAGUUUUAACUUCUAGUUAAGCCUCACUGACCUAUCUAACACUCUCAAAAUUUAUCACACUAAUUAAUUUUGUACGGAUAAUGGUAUCAAUUAAACAAUGUAAUAAAAAAAUCAUUAGUGAUUAGAUAAAGUGAUUUAUGGAUUUUGGGAUUAAAAUCUUCAUUUUUUUUUUUUUUUUUGUCACCUGUUAUUCAUUUUUCAUUCACCAAUAAUCAUAAUUUUGUUUACGAUUUUCAACCUAUAUGUGCAACCUAUCGUGUAACCAAUCGAUUUUCAUUUAGAUCAAAUAUCCCAAACUUCCUGUCGCAAUGUGACAACUUGAUUAAUUUAGGUUUGAUAAACAACUAUCAUGCAGGCAUAGUUCUCGUAAUACAGAUUUUAAUUUUAUUUGUACAAUUAAAAAUUAACUGUUUUAGGAGUUGCAGACAGAAUUUGAAAAUUUUAAAAUUCAAUAUUUUGAAGAACUAGAAGAAAAAGAAUAAUUAUGUUUUAAUUUGUUGUACCAAACUACCAAAAAAAUAUUUAGUUCAACAUUAUUUUUGUUGUUAUAUUUUGAUAUUUAACUAAAUAUUUUUUAGGUAUGGUAAUAAAGGUACGUAUUUAAAUGUGUAAUGGUUAAUCCUGAUCCAGUUUUGUACUGCCAUUUUUUAAAACUAUUUCUUAUUAUAAUAUAUUACUUACAUUUUAUGUUUUGUUUUUUUAAAUUCCACAUAUAAAUUUGUUACUUUUAAUAAUUUAUUGUAAACCAAUAAUUUUAUUACUAAUAAAUCAACUGUAAACUAUUUCUGUCAUUAUUUAAAACUAUACCUAAUAUUUGGCUUUUGUCAUUCUUACUAUUUUAUAACAGUUUUGAAUUAAAAGACGCUGGUGUCAAGAUCUAUUAAAUUAAAUAUCAAGCCAACAAAUUGUCUGUAAUAUUUUAAACUAUCAUAUUUAAUUAUUGUAAUUUUUUUUGUAAAUAUAGAUUAUUAAUUUGUUUAAA
Molecule: messenger RNA, 17303 nt
Organism: Cinara cedri
Lineage: Eukaryota; Metazoa; Arthropoda; Insecta; Hemiptera; Aphididae
Source: the annotation of a GenBank genome assembly